GGUCGCCGGCGCCGGGCUCGCUGCUCUCUAGCCUGGCAGACCUGGCCCUGGCGGUGGCUGCUGCCGACUCGGCGAGAUCCGACCGGGGCGGCCGUGGCCGACGACCAGCAGCAUGAGCCGGUAACCCAGCGCGGGGCCGAGCAGGAGGCAGCCGUGGGCGAGCAAUUCUGCUGAGUCCUCUUGGUACUGUGCAGUCAGUUCCUGCGGUCCCCUGUCUCUUCCGCAAACACUUGGUGAUGUUUGACCCUUACGUUUGCCAGUGCCAACAGGAGUGUGAGGAAGAGGCUGUCCGUGUCAUUAUGUGUGCGUCGGUCAAGUAUAAUAUCCGGGGUCCUGCCCUCAUCCCAAGAAUGAAGACCAAGCACCGAAUCUACUACAUCACCCUCUUCUCCAUUGUCCUUCUGGGCCUCAUUGCCACCGGCAUGUUUCAGUUCUGGCCCCAUUCCAUCGAGUCCUCGAGUGACUGGAGUGCAGAGAAGCGCAGUGUCCGGGAUGUGCCCGUGGUCAGGCUGCCGGCUGACAGCCCCAUCCCAGAGCGGGGGGAUCUCAGUUGCAGAAUGCACACGUGUUUUGAUGUCUACCGCUGUGGCUUCAACCCAAAGAACAAAAUAAAGGUGUAUAUCUAUUCUCUGAAAAAAUAUGUGGAUGACUUCGGCGUCCCAGUCAGCAACACCAUCUCCCAGGAGUAUAAUGAACUGCUCACAGCCAUCUCAGACAGCGACUACUACACUGACGACAUCAGCCGGGCCUGCCUGUUUGUUCCCUCCAUCGAUGUGCUCAACCAGAACACACUCCGCAUCAAGGAGACAGCGCAAGCCUUGGCCCAGCUCUCUAGGUGGGAUCGAGGUACAAAUCACCUACUAUUCAACAUGUUGCCUGGAGGUCCUCCAGAUUAUAACACAGCCCUGGAUGUCCCUAGAGACAGGGCCCUUUUGGCUGGUGGCGGCUUUUCUACGUGGACUUACCGGCAAGGCUACGAUGUCAGCAUUCCUGUCUAUAGCCCACUGUCGGCUGAGGUGGAUCUUCCAGAAAAAGGACCAGGCCCUCGGCGGUACUUCCUGCUGUCCUCUCAGGUGGGUCUCCAUCCUGAGUAUAGAGAAGACCUAGAAGCCCUCCAGGCCAAACACGGAGAGUCAGUGUUCGUGCUUGAUAAGUGCACCAACCUCGCAGAGGGUGUCCUUUCUGUCCGGAAGCGCUGCCAAAAGCACCAGGUCUUCGAUUACCCCCAGGUGCUGCAGGAAGCUACAUUUUGUGUGGUCCUUCGUGGAGCCCGUCUGGGCCAGGCAGUGCUGAGUGAAGUACUGCAAGCUGGCUGUGUGCCAGUUGUCAUUGCAGAUUCCUAUAUUUUGCCUUUCUCUGAAGUUCUCGACUGGAAGAGAGCAUCUGUGGUUGUACCAGAAGACAAGAUGUCAGAUGUGUACAGUAUUUUGCAGAGCAUCCCCCAGAGACAGAUUGAAGAAAUGCAGAGACAGGCACGGUGGUUCUGGGAAGCAUACUUCCAGUCAGUUAAAGCCAUUGCCUUGGCUACCCUGCAGAUUAUCAAUGACCGGAUCUAUCCAUAUGCUGCUAUCUCCUAUGAAGAAUGGAAUGACCCUCCUGCUGUGAAAUGGGGCAGUGUGAGCAACCCACUCUUCCUCCCGUUGAUCCCGCCACAGUCUCAAGGGUUCACGGCCAUCGUCCUCACCUACGACCGAGUUGAGAGCCUCUUCCGGGUCAUCACCGAAGUGUCCAAAGUGCCCAGUCUAUCCAAGCUGCUAGUGGUGUGGAAUAAUCAGAAUAAAAACCCUCCAGAAGAUUCUCUUUGGCCCAAAAUCCGGGUUCCACUAAAAGUUGUGAGGACUGAUGAAAAUAAGCUGAGUAACCGGUUCUUUCCUUAUGAUGAGAUUGAGACAGAGGCUGUCCUGGCCAUCGAUGAUGAUAUCAUUAUGCUAACCUCUGAUGAGCUGCAAUUUGGGUAUGAGGUCUGGCGGGAAUUUCCUGACCGUUUGGUGGGCUACCCCGGUCGUCUGCAUCUCUGGGACCAUGAGAUGAAUAAGUGGAAGUAUGAGUCUGAGUGGACUAAUGAGGUGUCCAUGGUGCUCACAGGAGCAGCUUUUUAUCACAAGUAUUUCAAUUACCUAUACACUUACAAAAUGCCUGGGGAUAUCAAGAACUGGGUGGAUGCUCAUAUGAACUGUGAAGACAUUGCCAUGAAUUUUCUGGUGGCUAAUGUCACGGGGAAAGCUGUCAUCAAGGUAACUCCACGAAAGAAAUUCAAGUGUCCUGAGUGCACAGCCAUUGAUGGGCUUUCACUAGACCAGACACACAUGGUGGAGAGGUCUGAGUGCAUCAACAAGUUUGCUUCAGUCUUUGGGACCAUGCCUCUCAAGGUGGUGGAACAUCGAGCUGACCCUGUCCUGUACAAAGACGACUUUCCUGAAAAACUGAAGAGCUUCCCCAACAUUGGCAGCUUAUGAACCAUGCUGAUGUGAUGGUGGAGGUCAGGGUAGGAGGUUCAGGAUGAAAGGUGACCUCCUGGAUCUUCACAUCCACCCGCCUAACCUGCUUUCUCAAGAUCAGGAACCUAGAAAGAAUAAGCACCCGUGCAGCCUCUGUUUUUGUGUUUUUUAUAAUCUCUGAUGGAUUCUUUUGGAAAAUGCCAAAUGGAAGCUCUGUGGCAUGCUCCAGAUUUAAAUCCAGCUCAGGCUCCCUUUGUUUUCAGUUCCAGCGUAACGAUGGGAAGGAAAACUUCACUGACUGUAAGACUGCUGGAGAAGAGAAACCUAUUAACUCAUUGUAGAGUCAGAGAAUCCUGUGAAAGGUACCACACCUCACUUUUACUUCACAUUAGUGAGUCUUCUUGAGAAACAGCCAAGUCCAGAAUUUGGUGCAGAACCCAAACAUCGUGGUGGGCUUUGAGAGAUGCCUUGGCACCUGGGGCUCUGGACUCAGGCAGAGGAAGAGCUCUGACAGCCGAGUCAGGAUCUGUCAGUGCCAUGAACUAUUCCUAACUGGUUUGGUUUUUUUAAUUUGAUUAAAAUUAUUUUUUAUUCCUUUUUCUGCUGCGUCGUAAAUACUGAUUCUUGAUAGUCCAGGGAACCAUCUUUCUUCUUCUAUGUAAUGUAAUUCCAUCUUCUGGCCCAACGACAGUCCUUUGCCUACCUGGGAGGACACAUAGCCAAAAGGAAUAUCUGGUACCAUGUGCAACAAGCACAAAGAAAGUCCAAAAUCAUAAACAUUCUGUGAGCAGAUGACUCUAGAAACCUCCAGAGGAAUCUAUUUGCUUCUUGAUUAGAUCCAGUCAAUGUUUUAUAGAUAUUCUUGGGGAAAAACAGAGUUUCUAAUAGCCGUACACUGAGUCGCUCUAACUGGUACCUGUUGUAAAAGUUGAGGGAGUUGUGACCUCCUACCCCAAGGGGAUGCCAAAAUUUCCCUCAUUCUUUUGGUAUAAACUUAACAUUAGCCAGGGAGGUUCUGGCUAAUGUUAAAUGCUGCUAUAACAGCGGCUUUGCAACAGUUGCCGGUAUAUUUAAAUCAUUAAAUUUCAGCAUUUACUAAUACUGCA
This is a messenger RNA of Nycticebus coucang (slow loris), 3544 nucleotides long. It is a transcript of the gene EXT2, whose product is annotated as exostosin glycosyltransferase 2. Gene Ontology annotation, cellular component: membrane. Gene Ontology annotation, molecular function: glycosyltransferase activity. The record is from RefSeq and is a predicted model, not a curated record. NCBI's taxonomy places the organism in Eukaryota, Metazoa, Chordata, Mammalia, Primates, Lorisidae. The coding region runs from base 237 to 2456 and encodes 739 amino acids. The transcript is spliced from 15 exons.